Messenger RNA from Solea senegalensis (Senegalese sole), 2087 nucleotides. Its product is annotated as vascular endothelial growth factor receptor 1-like. The transcript is spliced from 14 exons. Gene Ontology annotation, biological process: cell surface receptor protein tyrosine kinase signaling pathway; positive regulation of kinase activity; multicellular organism development. Gene Ontology annotation, molecular function: transmembrane receptor protein tyrosine kinase activity; ATP binding. The record is from RefSeq and is a predicted model, not a curated record. NCBI's taxonomy places the organism in Eukaryota, Metazoa, Chordata, Actinopteri, Pleuronectiformes, Soleidae. The coding region runs from base 1 to 1413 and encodes 470 amino acids. Gene Ontology annotation, cellular component: signaling receptor complex.
AUGUGGAAGUUCCCAGUUGGGAAGCCUCUGGGCCGCGGAGCCUUUGGUAAAGUGAUUCAAGCGUCUGCGUUUGGCAUCGAUGGUGCCAACAGCUGCAGGACUGUGGCUGUGAAGAUGCUCAAAGAGGGCGCUACAGCCAGCGAGCACAAGGCUCUGAUGUCUGAACUGAAGAUCCUCAACUACAUUGGUCACCACCUGAAUGUGGUCAAUCUACUGGGAGCCUGCACCAAGUCUGGAGGACCACUGAUGGUCAUCGUCGAGUACUGUCGCUAUGGAAAUCUCUCUUCCUUCCUGAAGAGCAAGCGAGACGUAUUCGUGCACAAUCAGUUUGCUGGAGGAAAAGCUGGACAGAGUUAUGUCAGCAGUGAUUCUGAGAGCCAGUGCAGCAGCAGCAGCAGCAGCACGACAGAGUUUGACCUCAACAACAAGGAGAAUGGCCUUGAUCCCACAUCUGUGUCUCCUUUAUAUGUGGAGGAUCUCAUCUCCUUCAGCUUCCAGGUGGCACGUGGAAUGGAGUAUCUGGCCUCUCGCAAGUGUAUCCACAGAGAUCUGGCAGCCAGGAAUGUCCUGCUCUCGGACAAUAAAGUGGUGAAGAUCUGUGACUUUGGUCUGGCCAGAGACAUCUACAAAGAUCCUGACUACGUCCGCAAGGGAGACGCCCGUCUCCCUCUGAAGUGGAUGUCUCCCGAGUCUAUUUUUGACAAAGUGUUCAGCACGCAGAGCGACGUGUGGUCCUAUGGCAUUCUGCUGUGGGAGAUCUUCUCUCUGGGAGCUUCCCCUUACCCUGGUCUUCACAUCGAUGAAGAGUUCUGCCACCGACUGAAGGAAGGAACGCGGAUGCGAGCGCCAGAGUACAGCACGCCUGACAUUUACAGCACGAUGCUGGCAUGUUGGGAGGCUGCUCCUUCAGAUCGACCCACCUUCACCAACCUGGUGGAGACACUGGGAGACCUGCUGCAGGCCAUGGUUCAACAGGACGGGAAACAUUACAUUCCUCUGGGAUCUUUCAUGGCUGGAGACACAAAUCACAGCGGUAAUCUGGAGGAAAAGCCACUCGCGGUCACAAACCUGAGUUACAUGAGAGGGAUGGCCACACUUCAGACUUUUGAGGAACUCCACUGUGAGGAGCCCGACAUGUCAGAAGAGCAGCAGCAGAGCGACAGUGGGAUGGUUUUACCAUCUGAGGAGCUGAACCACAUCAAGUGGAAUAACAACAACUACAACACUAAGAGCAGAAAACUCAGCAGGUUUUUCACCUUCAAGUGUCGCGACACCCAGGUGCCAUUCCCGCGCCACGACACGGUCGGCAUACGGGACAGCGAGCCGUCGUUUCCGCCUCGUGACUGGGAGUGCGACGGCGGCGGCUCCCCUCCUCCAGACUACAAUUCCGUCUUCCUCUACCCGUCCCUUUAGCGUUCCUUCCCUGGCCAAAUCUUUGACGAUAUAAAAACGCUGUUAUUUACUCACUUUAACUUUACACUGCAGUCCUCAUCUGCUACCUCAUUAUAAUACCUGCAGGUAUACAGUAAUACCUCCGUUAUCAUCCAAGCAUAGUCCCACACAAAGCUUUCCCAGGAGCUGAUUAACACGCGACAGUACAAUUUAUAAAUAAUGUAUUAAUCGAUUCACCACAAGAGCUUUAAGUAUUGGUACCUCAUGCGCUGAGCUUUGUGGAGAGGAACACUGCUGUAUGGAAUAACUGUUCCUCCUCCACAGCCACUAUAUGCUGGACUAAAGUUACAUAUUACCUUUAGCUUUUUACUGUGUUGAGAACGUAUACCUCUGUAUUUAUUUGAAUGCCGUAGUCGAGUUAUGAAGGAAGUCACCUGCUAAAUAACCGUUCAGAUGUCUGUUUAUUGGAAUCGAAUGGUUUGGAAAUACAUAUAUGCAUUUUGUUAAUUUCAGAAAUGGUGACCAAAAAAAAAAAAGAUUGAAGAUAAAACGCUACCUUGGUUGUAGUGGUGGUAAAUCCUAAUAAGAUGGAGUGUUAUUACACUUAUUAACUAUUUUUGAUGAGCAAAAAAGAAACCCUUUUCAUUUACACUAUAUGGACAAAAGUAUAUAGUUCACCCUUUAACACCAAGCGU